AGUACCGCCAGGUUACGUGUAUCAGUCACCAUAUUUGGCAACAACAGCCCCGGGCGGAUUGGUGCCAUUACCAACUACCCCGUUGAGUCACGCAGCGGCAGUAGCGGCAGCGUCGCAAUUUUACGAAUAUCAGAACGCAGCGGCCGCUGCGGCAACGUAUCCGGCGGCUUCGUACAACUUCGCCGCUGAAGCUUAUCCGUACACAACAGCUGCAGCUGCUGGUAUGUUGGGACCAAAAGUCGCGGCUAAAGCACCUGAACAGCCGGCUGCAUCGCCACAACCACCACAGAAUGGCGCACUACUCAUGCAACAUCGACUUGCCGCCGAAAAAGCUGGUCUUCUGCCGCAGUUUCUUCUGCGCGGCAACGCGAACGCAGCAGCAGCAGCAAGCUACGUGGCGCCGUACACGUACACGAUCUCAGGCGCAGGUGGAUUACCAACGGCAGCGACAGCCGCUGGUGCUUUUCCGGGACUUCCUUACCAAGCAACACCUCAGGAAGCGAGGCUUCAGUAAUCUUAGCUCGUCUUGAAAUUUUUGUUAGUUUUCUCUUUUUUCAUCGAGAUACGAGAAAAAAGAAAACUUGAUCGACGUCGGUGAUGUUUUUCAUUGUGAAUGGGAGUGGAAACGAGCUACGCAGAAUGUAAAAUGAAAAAUUCUGUGACGAUAUAUCUUAGACUUGCGAAGUCUCUUUCUCUCUCGUGCGAUGAGAUCUCGAUCUUCCCCGUCUUUGUUUUCUUUCUACCAUGGAGAGAGCGAGAGAGAGAGAGAGAGAGAGAGAGAGAGAGAGAGAGUGAGAGAGAAAGAGAGAGAGAGAGAAAGAGAGUGAGAGAGAGAGUGAGAGAGAGAGAGAGAGAGGAGGAGGACUAGCACAACGAAGCGCAACGAUAGCUCCCAAAGACAGACAGCAAAUGUUAAGCGUAUUAGACGCUCAAUCUAUUUAUAUACACGUGGACAAGAAUGAAGGCGAGUUUAGAAGUGGAGAGAGAAAAGAGAGCGAGAGAGCGCGGAUAGUAGGUGUCGUGUACAUGAGUGAACGUGAGUGGAUGAUGAGAAAGAAGCGUAAGACAGGUAAAGGAAAGGAGCGCGCCAGUUGAAAGCAUAGUUUUUAAUUAUUAUCAAAUAAUUAGCCUCGAGUCUAGACUUUUUAUUAACAUUGAUUAUUGUACUUCCUCCGAAUCUCGAUGCUCAUGAUCGUCCGGCACACAUUUGUCUAUGUAUUUGUAGCAUGCGAAUCUAUUCUGUCCCUUGAUGGCUUAUUACGUGACAAAUGACCUUUUUCUCUUCCCCUCUCUCAAAGCGAAAUAACAUUGUCAUGCUAUAUUUUAUCCUAUCCAAUUGUAAUUGUUAUAAUCAGAGACGUUCACUAUUAUUAUAAUGUAAGCUAGAAUAAAAUCAAAUGAAUAUUCUCGAGCAACAAUUUUUCUCUCUUCCUCACUGAAAAGACAGAAAAGUAAAUAUCGGCGAAUCGGCACUAGAAACAGACUUGUUCGUUAAUCAUACCAAUGUAUCGUCCGAGCGCGUAUAGAGGGACAAUCGAAGUUACCUGAUGAUAACAAACAUAAUUGUUGUUGCCUUACUGACGACUGAGCUUGUGAACACAAGACCACGCGAAAAAUAAGAACCGCAAAAUCCACGCGAUGCCUUUGCCAAGGUGAGAGCAGCUCACUGCGUGCCUGAAAACAAAUAUUAAUUGCGAAAGUUGUAUAUCGUUGGUUGUUGUAAACUAGUCAGUUCGAGUCGAGUAGCGAGACAGACCGACAGUGAGGGUUGAAAAAAAAAGAAUUUUCAAUAAUAUACACAAAAAUUUGUAGCGUAAACAGCUGAAGAAUUACACACUUACACGAGGCUGUCUAGUCUUAAGCUUAGAGGCCUUGGCAACGUGUAGCUCUGCGCGGACUCGUUACUUAAAUAUUCGAGUAUGAACGAAUGAUACGUCGCAGUCGCAGCACCACGACGGGGGGUCAAUACGCGUAGGAGACAAUUACAUUUUUUUUUUAGAUUGUAAGCAUUCUAGACUUAGUCAUGUCAAACGAAUUGCAGAUAAUAUUUCCUAUAAAUAUUAUUAUUUUUAUUAUUAUGAUUGCCAACUGUAUAAUUUCAUCAUUAUACUUAUCAUCACGAUUAUUAUUUUAUUUUUAUUAUUACUAUUGACUAAUAAUAAUUUUUUCUUGUACUUAAUAUUAAAUAAAUUUUAAAGUGGGUUACGUUAGUGCGACCACAUUGGGUGGACUGAUGUCCGCCUCCUUUGCUAGGCGUAUUUCUUAGACAUCGCAUAAUGUAUUAGGCUAAAAUAAUUAUAUAUAUAUAUGUAUAUGUAUAUAUAUAAACUGUUAUCUACAAUACCUAUUCACAAUAUGCGACAAAGAAUUAGUUUGAACAAGAGAAAAUUACGAAAUAUAUUGUCUCUGAGAGAAAAAAAUCAACGUUUAUUUCAUUUCACAUCUUUCUUUGCAACACCAUUCAACAUAUUAUUUGUAGUAAUUUAAUAACGAUCAAUCGAACUCAUUCAAUGAAAAUUUAAUUCAGCGUAAAAGUCAAAUCGUAUUUGG
This is a messenger RNA of Phymastichus coffea, 2550 nucleotides long. RefSeq names its product ice-structuring glycoprotein-like. The transcript has 2 exons. The record is from RefSeq and is a predicted model, not a curated record. The annotation marks the transcript as partial. Lineage: Eukaryota; Metazoa; Arthropoda; Insecta; Hymenoptera; Eulophidae.